Molecule: messenger RNA, 1703 nt
Organism: Octopus sinensis (East Asian common octopus)
Lineage: Eukaryota; Metazoa; Mollusca; Cephalopoda; Octopoda; Octopodidae
Product: NF-X1-type zinc finger protein NFXL1-like
Exons: 9
Coding region: 177-1649 (490 amino acids)
Biological process (GO): regulation of transcription by RNA polymerase II
Cellular component (GO): nucleus
Molecular function (GO): DNA-binding transcription factor activity, RNA polymerase II-specific
Source: RefSeq, a predicted model, not a curated record
CACACUGUUUCUGUCUGUCACUCACUCACUCACUCACUCUAUAUACAAAAUAAGAAAGUGAAGACAAAAUUGGUUCUGAAUCAUUCUCUGUUGAAUUUGCUGUUUUUCACAUUUUGAUUUCGAAACGACUUUAUUGAUUGAAAAAAAAAAAAAAAAAAAAAAAAAAAUUCAGAAUAAUGGUGAAAAUCAAUGAUUGCUGCCAAAAUUGUGGCAAAUCUGGUUCUCAGCUCCGAAAUUGCAAGCGCUGUAAAGUUGUCUUUUAUUGUUCUGACAUCUGUGAAAUGGAAGACCGUGAUGAACAUAGCAGAGUGUGCUCUGUAGAGAAAGUAGCUUCUGCUAAUGCUGACUUUGAUGAGCAAAAUAUUAAAUCUAAGAAGGACAAACAAACUGGAGAUGCUAAGAAAGAUAACGAUGGUGCUGGUAAUAACAGGAAUGAUUACAAUAACGUGCCUUCUUUCUCAUCUAUGGAAGCCUAUAAUGAUAUGGGUCACCUCUCUAAUCCCUAUGGUUUUGUUGCUGGUGCCACUACACGGUUUAAUCAUCCAUUCCAAUGUCCUUGUUGCGGGGGUUUAAAAUUCAACCCAGUAUUUUGCAAAAGAUGCAGGUUUACCAGUUAUUGUUCUGAACAAUGUCUGUUGAGAGAUUUCUUUACUCACUGUCUGGAAUGCAUCCCAUGUGAUAAACGUGAAUGUGCUCGAUGUUCAAGAUCCAAUGUAGAAUUAACAAAAUGUUCAGGCUGCAAUACUGUAGAAUACUGUUCCAAACUUUGUGAAAAUGCUGCCUGGGAACAUCACAAGCUUUCAUGCAAGACUUCAAAGACUAAAGGUGAUGAAAAUUCCAGUAAAAUAUCAAUCAAAGGUCAGUGUGCCAGAUGUAAAAAGUCAGAUGCAGUGUUGAAAAAAUGUUCUGGCUGCAACAUUGUAGAAUAUUGUUCAAGAGCUUGUCAAAGUGUUGACUGGACAGAUCACAAGACUUCAUGUAAAAGAUCAGUAAAAAGUCAAUGUGCCAGGUGUAAAAAGUCAGGUGCAGAGUUGAAAAAAUGUUCUGGCUGCAACAGUGUAGAAUAUUGUUCAAGAAUUUGUCGAACAACUGACUGGGAACAACACAAGACUUCAUGUAAAAGAUCAGUUAAAGGUCAAUGUGCCAGGUGUAAAAAGUCAGGUGUAGCACUGAAAAGAUGUGUUGCUUGCAACAAUGUGGAAUAUUGUUCCAAAGUUUGUCAAACAGCUGACUGGGAACAUCACAAGAAUUCAUGCAAAACUGCUAAUACUGAGGAUGGUGAAAGUUCCAGUAAAAUACCAGUCAAAGGUCAAUGUGGCAAAUGUAAAAGAUCAAAUGUAAAGUUAAUAAAAUGUCCAGCCUGCGACAAUAGAGAAUAUUGUUCCCAAGUUUGUCAAAUAGCUGACUGGACAGAUCACAGGAAAUCAUGCCAGAUUUCAGAGUCUAAAGGUGAAUGUGCCAAUUGUUCCAGGUCAAUGAGAAAAUGUUCAGGCUGUAACAGUGUAGAAUAUUGUUCUAAAGAAUGUGAAAGUGCUCAUUGGAAACAUCACAAGACUUCGUGCAAGCCUUCAAAAGCAGAAGCUGAUGACUCUUCCCCCAGUGAAAAAUCAGUUAAAAGUAAAUGUGCCAGUGUAAAAAGUCAGAUGUAGCAUUGAAAAAAUGUUUUCAAUGCAACAAUGUAGAAUAUUGUUCUGAAGUUUGUC